AUGCUGCUGGCCAUGCUAGGAACCUGGGCCGUUGAAGGAACGCCGAUCUAUGCGAGUAUGGAGACCGGCCAGACCAUCGCGUACAUCUCCGACAUUGGCGCCCAAGGCCUCAAGCCGCUCUUCAUCACCGGCAGCGUCAUCACCGUGGUGUUUCUCGAUCUGUCUUUCAUCGCCGAGCGCUGGCUGCGUCAUGCUGGCCAGCUGGUGCCUAACAAGGGCUGGUUCGACAAGGCGUGCGCCAUCGCCUCCAUCUUCUUCUCGAUCGCGGGUGCCAUGGGGCUGAUCCUGCUGUCGUGCUAUGACACCCUCCGUCAUCCGCACAUGCAUGACGGAUUCCUGGUGAUGUUUCUGGUCGGUUACCUGAUCAGCGCGAUCCUCAUCUGCGCCGAAUACCUCCGACUGGGCAUCUUCUACCGCUCGAAUCACCGAGUGCUGUUCGCCAGUUUUGUCAUCAAGGCGUUUUUUGUCGUGGUGGAAAUCGCCCUGGCCAUUGCGUUUGGUGUCCUCGGAGGCAAGGGUGCGUCCAAGAGAAAUGCCGCGGCGGUCCUGGAAUGGGUGAUCGCCCUCAUCUUCACCUUCUACGUUCUCUCAUUUGUGAUCGACCUGUUGCCGUCUGUCCGCACCCGUCGUCACGUCCCCCAGGGCGAGAAGCAUCUCCACGCGGGCCACGCCAAUGGCCCUCUUCCUGCGGCAGAAGGCGUCUACGAGGAGCCUGUCACGCUGGAUUCAACGGGUCCCAACGCGAACAACGCGAGCUACUACCGUGGGGCGCGCAUGUAA
Molecule: messenger RNA, 780 nt
Organism: Aspergillus terreus NIH2624
Lineage: Eukaryota; Fungi; Ascomycota; Eurotiomycetes; Eurotiales; Aspergillaceae
Product: Frag1/DRAM/Sfk1 family protein
Exons: 4
Coding region: 1-780 (259 amino acids)
Cellular component (GO): plasma membrane
Source: RefSeq, a predicted model, not a curated record